Notolabrus celidotus (New Zealand spotty) is the source of this 1005-nucleotide messenger RNA. RefSeq names its product ecto-ADP-ribosyltransferase 4-like. NCBI's taxonomy places the organism in Eukaryota, Metazoa, Chordata, Actinopteri, Labriformes, Labridae. Gene Ontology annotation, molecular function: NAD+-protein-arginine ADP-ribosyltransferase activity; NAD+ poly-ADP-ribosyltransferase activity. The transcript is spliced from 3 exons. The coding region runs from base 64 to 888 and encodes 274 amino acids. The record is from RefSeq and is a predicted model, not a curated record.
UUUGAGCGGAGCGAUGUGUUUUCUCUGAGAGACCGAAGCUGUUGGCCUUUUGAACCUGCAGUGAUGAAGAGUAACAUCCACUUUAUUGCUUCGAUGUUGGUGCUUUUCUGGCUGCAGCCCCUGCACUCCAAAAAGAUCAGUUACAUCAUCAGCCAACAUAAGGACGACCGAGCCAUCCCACUGAGCAUGGUUAAAGAUUCUGUUGAUGACAUGUACUCUGGCUGCACACAGGCGAUGCAAAAGGUGGCACAUAAAUACUUUGACAGGGAGAACAAAGGAGUGUUUCAAAGAGUCUGGAAAAAGGCUGAAAAGUGUACAAAGAGAAAUAUGAACCAUAAAGAGGACGGGGCUUUAACUAAGGAGCAUUUGCAAGCAAUCUGUGUGUACACCACUGGUUUUCAACGGUUUCAUGAUCUGUUCAACGCUGCAGUCCGAACUAACAGGUCAGAAUACAGCACCUCUUUCCCAUUCCACUCUCUACACUUCUGGCUCACGUCAGCGAUUCAGAUCCUUAACAACAACAAACACUGCCUGGAGAGUUACCGCCGGUCCAACAGCGUGUUCACCGGCAAAGUCAACCAGGUCAUUCGGUUUGGUUUCUUUGCCUCCACCUCCAAGAGUACAAAACUUACUCGCUUUGGUACAGAGACCUGCUUCAAAAUCAAGACCUGUCACGGUGCUUAUCUGAAAAAAUAUCCAACAUUAAAAGAUCAUGAGAAAGAGGUGCUCAUCCCACCCUAUGAGAUGUUCAUGAUAUCUCAGAUAGGGAAGAAAAGAUUAGGAAAUCUGAGCCAGUGUAAGACCAUCUACGUCCUGGAGAGUGUAGGAUACUGGAGCAAUCUUAACUGCAAAGCUGCAAAGUUAGACCAGUCAGUCUCCAGAUUAUAGACGGGUGUGUGUUUGACUCUGUCUUAACUUGGUUCUGGUCUUGACCUGGUUGACUCUUAAAAGAAAGACUUUUUUACACUUCCAACAUGUUAGUCUGAAGCAAUGUCACAAAUAUAU